CUUCGCGUCCCUCCGCCUCCUGCUAUGUUUUAUGCCUCAGGCCGCCUCUUAGCCGCCCGGGAGGCCACCACACUUUACGCCCCUCCCAGAGCCCGGGGCCCGGCGCUCCGCGGCAAACGGAGGGAACUACAAAUCCCAUGGCACCUCGAGACGCCCUCUUACGACUCCUUGACGGGGCAGCGGACAAGACCCGGCGUGCCUCCGGCCCGGAGGGUGAUCCUUAGAAAGGGGAGGAUGCCGCCGGCCAUAGGCGGUGGCCUGGCGGGCUCCGAGCUGCGUCCCCGUAGGGGCCGCAGUGUGCAGCAGGCUGCCAGAGCCGUGAGCCGAGACGUGGUCCCCGAGGCUGCAACGCGGAAACUUAAACGGCCUGCUUGGAGCUCGCGGCGCUUCCAGGCGGCAGGCUGGUGGGCCACGCUGGCUGUGGUGACGCUGCUGUCCUUUGCCACCCGCUUUCACAGGCUGGACCAGCCGGCACACAUCUGUUGGGAUGAGACUCACUUUGGAAAAAUGGGAAGUUACUACAUUAACCGCACCUUUUUCUUCGAUGUGCACCCACCACUGGGAAAGAUGCUGAUUGGCCUUGCUGGCUACCUGAGUGGAUAUGAUGGUACCUUUUUGUUCCAGAAGCCUGGGGACCGAUACGAGCACCACAGCUACAUGGGGAUGAGAGGGUUCUGUGCUUUCCUGGGUUCCUGGCUGAUCCCCUUUGCCUACCUCACUGUACUGGAUCUGUCCAAGUCCUUCCCAGCAGCACUGCUCACCGCUGCCCUGCUCACCUGUGACACGGGAUGCCUCACUCUGUCCCAGUACAUCCUCCUCGACCCCAUCCUGAUGUUCUUCAUCAUGGCUGCCAUGCUGAGCAUGGUCAAGUACAACUCCUUCGCUAACAGGCCUUUCUCUGCCCCCUGGUGGUUCUGGCUCAGCCUGACUGGCAUUAGUCUUGCUGGCGCUUUAGGGGUCAAAUUUGUUGGCCUCUUUAUCAUUGUGCAAGUGGGGUUGAACACCAUCUCAGACCUCUGGCACCUGUUUGGAGACCUCAGUCUUUCACUGGUGACUGUGGGGAAGCACCUGACUGCUCGCAUCCUGUGCCUCAUAGUGCUGCCCUUGGUGCUCUAUGUGACCAUUUUUGCUGUUCAUGUCAUGGUGCUGAAUAAAAGUGGUCCUGGUGAUGGCUUCUUCAGUUCUGCCUUUCAAGCCCGGCUUUCAGGGAACAGCCUUCACAAUGCUUCUAUCCCUGAACACUUGGCAUAUGGCUCUGUAAUCACUGUGAAGAACCUCCGGAUGGCCAUUGGCUACCUUCACUCCCACAGGCACCUCUACCCUGAGGGCAUUGGUGCGCGCCAGCAGCAGGUUACCACCUAUUUGCAUAAGGACUACAACAACCUGUGGAUUAUCAAGAAAUACAAUUCCAACACAGAUCCUCUAGACCCUUCCUUCCCAGUGGAGUUUGUCAGACAUGGGGACAUCAUACGACUAGAACACAAAGAAACUACUCGGAACCUGCACAGUCACUAUCAUGAGGCUCCCCUGACCCGGAAGCACUAUCAGGUCACUGGCUAUGGCAUAAAUGGGACAGGGGACUCAAAUGACUUCUGGAGGAUUGAAGUUGUAAAUAGAAAAUUUGGGAACCGGAUCAAGGUACUGAGAAGUCGAAUUCGCUUCAUCCAUUUGGUUACAGGUUGUGUCCUGGGAUCUUCAGGAAAGAUUCUGCCUAAGUGGGGCUGGGAGCAGUUGGAAGUUACUUGUAAUCCGUACUUAAAAGAAACCAGUAACUCCAUUUGGAACAUAGAAGAACAUAUCAAUCCCAAACUGCCAAACAUCAGCCUGGAUGUGCUGCAGCCCAGUUUUCCUGAGAUCUUGCUGGAGUCCCACAUGGUCAUGAUCCGGGGAAACAAUGGCCUCAAACCUAAGGACAAUGAGUUUACAUCCAAACCCUGGCACUGGCCUAUCAAUUAUCAGGGCCUACGCUUCUCAGGGGCCAAUGACACGGACUUCCGAGUCUAUCUGCUCGGCAACCCUGUGGUCUGGUGGCUCAACCUGGUGAGCAUUGUCCUCUACCUCCUCACGGGCAGCACCAUUGCCAUUGCCAUGCAGAGAGGGAUACAGCUACCUGCAGAGUUGCAAGGGCUGACCAAGGUGCUGCUGCAAGGAGGUGGCCAGCUGCUCCUGGGAUGGAUGCUCCAUUACUUCCCUUUCUUCCUGAUGGGCCGCAUCCUCUACUUCCACCACUACUUCCCAGCCAUGCUCUUUUCCAGCAUGUUGACAGGUAUCCUAUGGGAUACUCUUCUGCGGUUCUGUGCCUGGGCCUUGGCCUCUUCUCCCCUGGGUAGGAGAAUACAUAUGGUGGGAAUCCUGAGCCUGCUUCUGGCAACUGCCUACAGCUUCUACCUCUUUCACCCUCUGGCUUAUGGGAUGGUUGGUCCCCUAGCCCAGGAACCUGAGAGUCCAAUGGCAGGACUGAGGUGGCUGGAAUCAUGGGACUUUUGAGGCCACUGCCAGGACCCCAGCCUGGAUCCAGGUAUUGUCCAGGGACACCCAGCUAUGAAGCCUGACCCUGGGCCCUUCCAGCUUCAAGGGCGCUGCCUGAGAAGCCCAAAGCAUUCUGCUGCCCCCAGGACCAAACUCUGGGAAAUGACGUGGAUUUCACUAAAUACUAAAAAGAGCCACAGCCCUGUCUAUAGCACCUACAUGGGGCUCUUGACCUACAGCACUGCUUGGUGCCAGUUCCUGUGAAACACAAGGAAAGCCGGCGUGAGUGUCAAGGGUACAUAUGCCCAAUCCCUUUGGAGUGUGUAGACCAUGUAACUGUGGUAGCCAAGUGUCAUAAAUUCCAAGAAUGGUCCAAGGCUAACA
Messenger RNA from Rattus rattus (black rat), 2853 nucleotides. It is a transcript of the gene Pomt2, whose product is annotated as protein O-mannosyltransferase 2. Gene Ontology annotation, cellular component: membrane; endoplasmic reticulum. Gene Ontology annotation, molecular function: dolichyl-phosphate-mannose-protein mannosyltransferase activity. Lineage: Eukaryota; Metazoa; Chordata; Mammalia; Rodentia; Muridae. The record is from RefSeq and is a predicted model, not a curated record. The transcript has 21 exons. Gene Ontology annotation, biological process: protein O-linked glycosylation via mannose. The coding region runs from base 25 to 2487 and encodes 820 amino acids.